AUGAUGAAGAGAAUUUUAGAAAACAGCAAACGUAGGUUAAUGCUUCUUUGCACAAUUUUUAUGCGAUACUGGGAAGUCAAUGAUCUCACUUUUCCUGUUGAAUUCCCAAGUGAUUUUCCUAGAACUUCUCUCCACUUCAUUCUGCUUAAUUACAUGGGGAAAUAUUACAAAAAUAAUAUAUUUACAGUUAUUCAAUAUCAACAACCUAUUAUAAGUUCUACAUCAACUACUUGUUGA
This is a messenger RNA of Clunio marinus, 237 nucleotides long. The record is from the annotation of a GenBank genome assembly. NCBI's taxonomy places the organism in Eukaryota, Metazoa, Arthropoda, Insecta, Diptera, Chironomidae.